Fragaria vesca subsp. vesca is the source of this 1332-nucleotide messenger RNA. Its product is annotated as probable pectate lyase 3-like. Gene Ontology annotation, molecular function: pectate lyase activity. The record is from RefSeq and is a predicted model, not a curated record. The transcript is spliced from 4 exons. NCBI's taxonomy places the organism in Eukaryota, Viridiplantae, Streptophyta, Magnoliopsida, Rosales, Rosaceae. Bases 1 to 1332 code for a protein of 443 amino acids.
AUGGUAGUCAAUAGAUCCGGUUCAAUCUUUCUCGUCUUACUUUUGUUGUCGAGCGUCGCGGCAAUCGUCAGCGGCCAAAAUGAUACUGUGGAAUUAGAAGACGAGUACUGGAAACAAAGAGCAGCCGACGCCAUGAGAAUUGCCAAUGCUUCUGUUCAUCCCGAUCCCGAGAACGUUACAGAGGAGUUCAAUGCCAAAGUACACGAGCAUAUCAUGGGGCAAAAUAGGACGAGAAGGACCUUGAGAGGCUUCAAGAGAUAUGAAGGCCCCUGCAGGGCCACCAACCCAAUCGACGCAUGCUGGCGGUGCGACCCUGAAUGGGCCGACAACCGCCAGAAACUCGUCGAUUGCUCUAUGGGUUUCGGAAAAAAGACUACCGGUGGCAAGGGUGGGCCGAUUUACGUCGUCACUGAUGGCUCAGAUGACGAUAUCGUAAACCCUAAAGAAGGGACCCUCCGCUACGCGGUGACACGGAAACGUCCUCUCUGGAUAAUCUUUGCCCAUAGCAUGGUGAUUAGGCUGCAACAGGAGCUAAUGGUGACAUGUGACAAGACCAUCGAUGGUAGAGGAGCCAACAUUGUGAUUGCCUAUGGUGGUGGCAUAACUCUCCAAUAUGUGAAUAAUGUCAUCAUUACCAACAUUAAAGUUAAGGACAUUCAGUCCUUACCAGGUGGUAUGCUCAGGGACGCCGAAGACCAUGUUGGUCUGAGGACCAGGAGCGAUGGUGAUGGCAUCUCCCUCUUCAGCGCUUCCAACAUCUGGAUCGACCACGUUUCCAUGGCGAGGACCGCCGACGGACUCAUCGACUGCAUCAUGGGUUCUACCGCUGUGACCAUCUCCAAUGGCCACUUCACUGACCACAACGAGGCGAUGUUGUUCGGGGCAAAAAAUACCCACACCCAAGACAAGAACAUGCAAAUAACGCUCGCCUUCAACCACUUCGGGCAGGGAUUGGUUCAGAGAAUGCCAAGGUGCAGAUUUGGAUUCUUCCAUGUUGUGAACAAUGACUACACACAGUGGAUAAUGUAUGCUAUUGGUGGUAACAUGAACCCUACCAUCAUCAGCCAGGGUAACAGGUUCAUUGCUCCUGAAAGCCAUGUCGCAAAAGAGGUGACCAAGAGGGAGUACACAGACGAAUCGGAAUGGAAGAACUGGAACUGGAGAUCCGAGGGAGACGUGAUGGAGAAUGGAGCAUUCUUCGUUGAGUCUGGCAACCCUAACUGUGCGAAAUCAACGAACAUAGAAAUGAUGCCGUUUAAGCCCGGGAAGUUGGCGCCGCAACUGACCAGCUUUGCCGGCGCUCUAGAGUGCUUUGUUGGCCGACCAUGCUAG